This is a messenger RNA of Frankliniella occidentalis (western flower thrips), 1383 nucleotides long. RefSeq names its product filamin-A-like. Gene Ontology annotation, biological process: actin cytoskeleton organization. The transcript is spliced from 5 exons. Gene Ontology annotation, molecular function: actin filament binding. The annotation marks the transcript as partial. NCBI's taxonomy places the organism in Eukaryota, Metazoa, Arthropoda, Insecta, Thysanoptera, Thripidae. The record is from RefSeq and is a predicted model, not a curated record.
AUGUUUCCCGCCACACUAGUACCUAGUGCCUCUGUGCGCCUCCGCCUGUCUGUCCCACUGGCAACGGAUACCCCCUGGCACCAUUCAGGACCAAACGGACAGGCCGUGCCGGCCCAGGUCAAAGACAAUGGCGGACAGGUGUUCCACGUCGAGUUCGCGCCGCGCGUCGUCGGCGAGCACUCGGUCAGCGUGGCGUACCGGGGCGCGCCCGUGGCGGGGUCGCCCUUCAGCUGCAAGGUGUACGACGUCCGCGCCAUCAAAGUCAAGGACGUGGCGCAGGGCAGCGUGGGGAAGGCCAUCACCUUCCUGGUGGAGACGAGCCAGGCCGGGCCGGGCAACCUGGAGGUGACUGUAAACGGCGGUCGCGUGCCCACUUCGGCGCAGGCUCAAGGCCCCCACACCUACGCCAUCUCCUUCACGCCGCGUGAGGCCGCGCCGCACACCGUGGACCUGCGCUUCAACGGGGAGGACGUACCCGGGAGCCCGUUCCAGUGCCAGGUGGCACAGGCCGCGCGCGUCGUGGUGGCCAGCGAGGGCCUGGAGAAGGUGGCCGUCAACCGGCCCGCCUCCUUCACCGUCGAGUCGGACGCGGCGGGGCAGGCCGCCCCGGACGUGCAGGUGCUGUCGCCCUCGCGCCGUCCCCUCCUCGUGGACGUGGCCCCGCUGCAGGGCUCGGGGCUGUCGUCGGGUCGCUACGCCGUGCACUUCACACCCGCCGACGUGGGCGACCACAGCGUGGAGGUCAAGGUGGGCGGCGCGCACGUCGAGGGAAGCCCCUUCCUGGUCAAGGCCUACGACGCCGCCAAGGUCAAAGUGACGGACAUCAACGUGGGCACUGUGGGCAAGCCCGUCUUCUUCAGCAUCAACGCCAGUCAAGCGGGUGCAGGGAACUUGGAGAUCAUCGUGUCCGUCAACGGCUGCAACGUGCCCAACUAUGUCCAGUCUGAAGGCAACGCCAAGUUCAAAGUCAACUUCAAGCCCCAGGAGGCGGCGCCGCACAGCCUCAGCGUGCGGUUCAACGGGGAGCCCGUUCCUGGUUCUCCUUUCACGUGCAAGGUGCUGGACUGGAGCCAGGUGCUGGUGUCGGGCCCGGGGCUCAAGGCGUGCGCCCUGGGCCGGCCCGCCAGCAUCACCGUGGACCCGCAGAAAGCCGGGAACGGGGCCGUACCUCCGGGCGGCGGGACGUGCUCCAUCAGCGUCCUGGCGCCCUCCGGCCGCACCCUGCCCUCCACCACCUCGCAGAGCCCCGACAACAAGUUCACGGCCACCUUCACCCCGGAGGAGGUGGGCCGCCACAGCCUGACGGUGGCGCUGGACGGCGAGCCCGUGCGCGGCAGCCCCUUCGCCUGCAACGUGUACGACGUCAACAAGAUCAAGGUGACG